This is a messenger RNA of Oncorhynchus keta (chum salmon), 6736 nucleotides long. Its product is annotated as CKLF-like MARVEL transmembrane domain-containing protein 8. Gene Ontology annotation, molecular function: structural constituent of myelin sheath. Gene Ontology annotation, cellular component: membrane. The transcript is spliced from 4 exons. The record is from RefSeq and is a predicted model, not a curated record. Bases 1130 to 1642 code for a protein of 170 amino acids. Gene Ontology annotation, biological process: myelination. Lineage: Eukaryota; Metazoa; Chordata; Actinopteri; Salmoniformes; Salmonidae.
CUCUCCUCUUCAUAAGCCCGGACCUGACAUCCAUUCCCUGCCGGAUCGUUAGCCAUGAACAACAGUAUGUCGUGCCAUAGUAUCAGCCUCAAGUUGGAUAGAAUUUGUUUUGUUGUUUUUUUACGUAUUGCUUGCCUUAAACUUACCUCAGUUUGUUCUGUCUUCAGUUACUCACCCGGAUCAUUUACUCCAUUCCCGCCUGGUCGUCGGAGGAUUCCGCUACCCCAUUGGAUCCACCUAUUUACUCCCAUCAACUCACCACCGCUGCCCGCUACGCCACCUGGAUAUAUCUACCCAUUCACAUUCACUUGUAAAUAAAUACUCACCUUCUUCCUACUCUCCUUGUCCUGGUCUGCUUCUGGGUUCGAUUUUGAAAGAACGUGACAGUCAGAGUGCAGUAUAAUUGCAGUAUAAGAGCAGUAUGCAGCAACUAUUGCACCCGAAAUCACACAGCCGACUGCAGUUACUGAACUUUUACUGCAGUUUCAAAACGGCAAUCUGCAUUCUACUGGCUUGGUCUCUCUUCAGACUCUGGCUGUAGAUUGUUCCUGCUCGGGUCCUCUGGAAAAAAAGCACCCUAUGCAAAACAUUACCAACCAUACGAGCAUGAAAAGGCAAUACUUUCUGGCAGGCCGAUUUACCUAUCAUCAAAAAUAAGUUCCUCUUUAUACAACCACUCUCAACUCAGUGACAUUUUGGGACUGGUAUAGGCCUUAUGUAACAGUAUAAUUUUAAACUGUCCCCUCGCCCAUACCCGGGCGCGAACCGGGGACCUUCUGCACACAUCAACAACAGUCACCCACGAAGCAUCGUUACCCAUCGCAACUACUACUUCAAGGUCUCAGAGCAAGUGACGUAACCGAUUGAAACGCUAUUUAGCGCACACCGCUAAGCUAGCCGUUUCACAUCCGUUACACUUACUAACCAAAUUCAUACAGUAGGCUUUGUUAUGACGAUGUUAUGAAUAACAUUCAGACAGGUCACAGAUAUUAUCUAAAAUAAACAAAAACUAGUUGUUUCACAAAUGUACAGAGUUCCGCAGAGGUCUUGUUGCCUACUCAGGAAAGACGUUAGAUGUUUUUCUUAAUUCAGGGGGGCAGGAUACAAAAGCGGUAGAUCGAUAUUGAAAAUGGAAGGAUCAGCGACGCGCACUGUGAUAACGUCUACAAGCAGCAGCACGGAAAACUUUUCCACCUCUACUCUGGUUUACGACAGGCAGUUUCUUCGCACUGCUUCGGGGCUCCUCGUUUUCGCAGAAAUAGUGUUUGGUCUGCUGGUAUGGAUUCUGAUAGCAGGGACGGAGUACUUCCGUGUGUCUGCCUUUGGGUGGGUCAUGUUUGUGGCCAUCUUGUACUGGGUCCUGACGGUCAUCUUCCUCAUCAUCUACCUGACCAUGGCUUACAACAGGAUCCCUCAGGUCCCCUGGACAACUGUGGGUCUGUUCUUCAACAGUAGUGCUACAGUGAUGUAUGUGGUGUUAGCAGCAGUGGACGCAGCCUCAAUCAGCCAUGCUGUUAAGGGACGCCAUAACUACAACUGCUGGGUAGCAUCCACAUUCUUUGCCUUCCUGGCCACGCUCUGCUAUGCAGGAAGUACAUAUUUAAGUUUUAAAUUCUGGCGCUCGAGGGAUGAGGAACAAUAACCAAUCACAAAGGACAGCUAAAGUAUAUCCGUUAUGGAGCGCAUGAAGGAUCUUGAAAAGUACACAUGGUUAAGUGUAAUAACCACUCCUUCCCUUUGGAAGGCAUUUCUCUUUUAUUUGAUUCUGUUAUAUUUCUGUUAUAUUUCUGUUAUUUUAGAGUUAUGGUGUGUUUCAUCUGUUGGAAUGACAGAGCCUGAACCUCAGUAGUGUUUUUACUUCUUAUUCACUCAUGAGUUAAAAAAAAAAUACAUUUGAAUGAAAAUGACUGAUGCUAAUAAAGUGUCUAUUCUGUUUUUCUGAAGCUGGAGAUCAAAGCUUUAACUCCAAUAUAAAAAUGGAUUGGACAGUAAUGUUGUCCCACACUAGAUGGUGCUACAAUACAAGGCUAAGAAAUAGGGCUGAUGAAGAACAUUACAGUCAAUUCUCUUUUUGAUUAUUCAAAAAAAUGAUCAUAUACGAAUAAUACAUUUCACUAAUAGGAGUCAGCUACACUGAACAAAAAUUUAAAUGCAACAUGCAACUAAUUUAAAAGAUUUUACUGAGUUAUGGUUCAUAUAAGGAUAUCAGUCAAUUGAAAUAAAUUCAUUAGGCCCUAAUCUAUGGAUUUCACAAAACUGGAAAUACAGAUAUGCAUCUGUUGGUCACAGAUACCUUAAAAAUAAGUAGGGACGUGGCUCAGAAAACCAGUCAGUAUCUGGUGUGACCACCAUUUGCAUAAAGUUGAUCAGGCUGUUGAUUGUGUCCUGUGGAACUUCAAUGGAGUGGGACAAAAAUCCAAGAUGGCGUAGCAGUCAGCCGUCUUUGUCUUGUCGUGUCCCGUGUAUAUCUAUUUUUUUCUUUGUAUAUAUUUCUUAUAUAUUUUUAAUAUUUUUAACCAUCUAUUUCAGCAUAAUCCUGCAACCCGCCUCACCCAAUGUGGAAUGGAUCUGCUAUUUUCUAUACUUUAGAACCGGAACCCCCAACAGAAGCUAGCCAGCUAACUAGCUAAUAGUCAGUUAGCCACUGCUAGCGGUUAUCAGCUAACCUCAGCCCGAUCAACUCCCACCAGUCUGCACAGGGCGAUUCAACCCAAAGCAUAUCAGACUGCUUUUUUCUCUACCACAUCUCCACAUCUCUGGAUUCCUACCGCAAGCUCAGAACCUUUUCACCUGGAUCAUCACAGCUAGCUAGCUGCUAUCCGAGUGGCUACUCCUGGCUAAUGUCUCUGUCUCCGAAGCAAGCACCAGUUUGCCUGGAGCUAGCCUCGUGCUAGGCCCAUCUCCCGGCUAGCUGAAGAGGUCCAUCAGCCACCUCUUGGGCUACAAUAGAUAUUUUGCCAAUUGGCCUGGACCAUUUUACUGCCUACACAGAGCCCUGCCAUCAUGACUGGUCUGCCGACGUAACCGUCCAAGGGCGCUUCAACAGACUCUUCCGUCGCGACGUCCCCCUAAGGCCUUUCUGCUAGCUUGCUAGCCCCGGCCUGCUAGCUGUCUGAAUCGCCGUGUUUCCAGCUUGGCUAGCUACUCACUGGACCAUAUGAUAACUCGGCUACGCAUGCCUCUUCCUAAUGUCAAUAUACCUUGUCCAUUGCUGUUUUGGUUAGUGAUUGUCUUAUUUCACUGUAGAGCCUCCAGCCCUGCUCAAUAUGCCUUAGCUAGCCUUUUGUUUCACCUCCCACACAUGUGGUAACCUCACCUGGUUUAAGUGGUGUCUUUAGAGACAAAACCUCUCUCAUCGUCACUCAGUGCCUAGGUUUACCUCCACUGUAUUCACAUCCUACCAUACCCUUGUUCGUACAUUAUGCCUUGAAUCUAUUCUUCUGCGCCCAGAAACCUGCUCCUUUUACUCUUUGUUCCAAAAGCACUAGACGACCAGUUCUAAUAGACUUUAGCCAUACCCUUAUCCUACUCCUCCUCUGUUCCUCUGGUGAUGUAAAGGUUAAUCCAAGCCCUGCAGCACCUAACUCCACUCCCAUUCCCCAGGCGCUCUCGUUUGUUGACUUCUGUAACUGUAAAAGCCUUGGCAUGUUAACAUUCGAAGCCUCCUCCCUAAGUUUGUUUUAUUCACUGUUUUAGCACACUCUGCCAACCCGGAUGUCCUAGCCGUGUCUGAAUCCUGGCUUAGGAAGGCCACCAAAAAUCCUGAAAUUUCCAUCCCAAACUAUAACAUUUUCCGACAAGAUAGAACUACCAAAGGGGGCGGAGUUGCAAUCUACUGCAGAGAUAGCCUACAGAGUUCUGUCAUACUAUCCAGGUCUGUGCCCAAACAAUUUGAGCUUCUAUUGUUUUUAAAUCCACCUUUCCAGAAACAAGUCUCUCACCGUUGCCGCUUGUUAUAGACCACCUUCAGCACCUAGCUAUGCCCUGGACACCAUAUGUGAACUGUUUGCCCCCCAUCUAUCUUCAGAACUCGUACUGUUAGGUGACCUAAACUGGGACAUUCUUAACACCCCAGCCAUCUUACAAUCUAAGCUAGAUGCCCUCAAUCUCACACAAAUUAUCAAUGAACCUAUCAGGUACAACCCCAAAUCCAUAAACACGGGCCCCCUCACAGAUGUCAUUCUAACCAACCUGCCCUCUAAAUACACCUCUGCUGUCUUCAACCGUUGCCGUUCUUCACUGCCUCAUUGCCUGUGUUCGUAAUAGGUCUGCGGUCAAACAACCACCCCUCAUCACUGUCAAACGCUCCCUAAAACACUUCAGCAAGCAGGCCUUUCUAAUCGACCUGGCCCGGGUAUCCUGGAAGGAUAUUGACCUCAUUCCGUCAGUAGAGGAUGCCUGGUUAUUCUUUAAAAGGGCUUUCCUCACCAUCUUAAAUAAGCAUGCCUCAUUCAAAUAAAUUUAAACCAGGGACAGAUAUAGCCCAUGGUUCACUGCCAGCACAAAAACAUCCUGUGACGUACUGCAUUAGCAUCGAAUAGGCCCUGGGAUAUGCAACUUUUCAGGGAAGUUAGGAACCAAUAUACGCAGGCAGUUAGGAAAGCUAAGGCUAGCUUUUUCAAACAGAAAUGUGCAUCCUGUAGCACAAACUCCAAAAAGUUCUGUGACACUGUAAUGUCCAUGGAGAAUAAGAGAACCUCCUCUCAGCUGCCCACUGCACUGAGGCUAGGAAACACUGACACCACCAAUAAAUCCACGAUAAUUGAGAAUUUCAAUAAGCAUUUUUCUACGUCUGGCUAUGCUUUACACCUGGCUACCCCGGUCAACAGCUCUGCACCCCCCCACAGCAACAUGCCUAAGCCUCCCCAUUUCUCCAUCAACCAAAUCCAGAUAGCUGAUGUUAGCUGCAAAAUCUGGACCCCUACAUAUCAGUUGGGCUAGACAAUCUGGACCCUCUCUUUCUAAAAUGAUCUGCCGCAAUUGUUGCAACCCAUAUCACUAGCCUGUUCAACCUCUAUUUCAUAUCGUCUGAGAUCCCCAAAGAUUGGAGAGCUGCCGCUGUCAUCCCCCUCUUCAAAGGGGAAUCUAUCCUACCCUGUCUUUUAAGGUCUUCGAAAUCCAAGUUAACAAACAGAUCACCGACCAUUUUGAAUCCCACCAUACCUUCUCCGCUUUGCAAUCUGGUUUCCGAGCUGGUCAUGGGUGCACCUCAGCCACGCUUAAGGUCUUAAACGAUAUCAUAACUGCCAUCGAUAAAAGACAAUACUGUUCAGCCGUAUUCAUCGUCCUGGCCAAGGUUUUCGACUCUGUCAAUCACCACAUUCUUAUCGGCAGACUCAACAGCCUUGGUUUCUCAAAUGACUGCUUUGCCUGGUUCACCAACUACUUCUCAGACAGAGUUCAGUCUCAAAUCGGAGGGCCUGUUGUCCGGACCUCUGGCUGUCUCUAUACAUCAAUGAUGUCACUCUUGCUGCUGGUGAUUCUCUGAUCCACCUCUAUGCAGAUGACACCAUUCUGUAUACGUCUGUCCCUUUUUUUGGACACUCUGUUAACUAUCUUCCAGACAGGCUUCAAUGUCAUACAACUCUCCUUCCGUGGCCUCCAACUGCUCUUAAAUGCAAGUAAACUAAAUGCAUGCUCUUCAACCGAUCGCUGCCCGCACCUGUCCGCCUGUCUAGCAUCACUACUCUGGACGGUUCUGACUUAGAAUAUGUGGACAACUACAAAUACCUAGGUGUCUGGUUAGACUGUAAAUUCUCCUUCCAGACUCACAUUAAGCACCUCCAAUCCAAAAUUAAAUCUAGAAUCGGCUUCCUAUUUCGUAAACAAAGCAUCCUUCACUCAUGCUGGCAAAAAUACCCUCGUAAAACUGACUAUCCUACCGAUCCUUGACUUCGGCGAUGUCAUUUACAAAUAGCUUCCAACCCUCUACUCAGCAAGUUGGAUGCAGUCUAUCACAGUGCCAUCCGUUUUGUCACCAAAGCCCAUAUACUACCCACCACUGCGACCUGUAUGAUCUCGUUGGCUUGCCCUCGCUUCAUAUUCGUCUCCAACCCCACUGGCUCCAGGUCAUCUAUAAGUCUUUGCUAGGUAAAGCCCCCCCCCUUAUCUCAGCUCACUGGUCACCAUAGCAGCACCCACCCAUAGCACGCACUCCAGCAGGUGUAUUUCACUGGUCACCCCCAAAGCCAAUUCCUCCUUUGGCUGCCUUUCCUUCCAGUUCUCUGCUGCAAAUGACUGGAACGAAUUGCAAAAGUCACUGAAGCUGGAGACUCAUAUCUCCCUCUCUAACUUUAACCAUCAGCUGUCAGAGCAGCUUGCAGAUCAUUGCACCUGUACAUAGCCCAUCUGUAAAAAGCCCAUCCAACUAUCUCAUCUCCAUAUUUUUUAUUUUUUAUUUGUGCUCCUUUGCACCCCAGUAUCUCUACUUGCACAUUCAUCUUCUGCACAUCUAUCACUCCAGUGUUUAAUUGCUAAAUUGUAAUUACUUCGCCACUACGGCCUAUUUAUUGCCUUACCUCCCUAAUCUUACCUCAUUUGCAUACACUGUAGACUUUUCUAUUGUGUUAUUGACUGUAUGUUUGCUUAUUCCAUGUGUAACUCUGUGUUGGUGUUUGUGUUGCACUGCUAUGCUUUAUCUUGGCCAGGUCGCAGUUGUAAAUGAGAACUUGUUCUCAACUGGCCUACCUGGUAAAAUAAAGGUGAAAUAAAAAUAAAAACUAAUAAUAAAAAUGGC